Messenger RNA from Chanos chanos (milkfish), 3108 nucleotides. It is a transcript of the gene tshz3a, whose product is annotated as teashirt zinc finger homeobox 3a. Bases 1 to 3108 code for a protein of 1035 amino acids. Gene Ontology annotation, molecular function: DNA-binding transcription factor activity, RNA polymerase II-specific; DNA binding. Lineage: Eukaryota; Metazoa; Chordata; Actinopteri; Gonorynchiformes; Chanidae. Gene Ontology annotation, cellular component: nucleus. The transcript is spliced from 2 exons. Gene Ontology annotation, biological process: regulation of transcription by RNA polymerase II. The record is from RefSeq and is a predicted model, not a curated record.
AUGCCUCGUAGGAAGCAGCAGGCGCCCAGACGCGCAGCAAUGUACGAUCCAGAUGAUGCAAUGGAGCCUUCCAUACAAAAUGAAGACCUGAAAAAUGAAGACGUAGUAACUGAAGAGAAAUCAGAUCGGAACAAUGAUUGCUCAAAUCUAGGUUUCUACAACAGAGACUCAAAGGAUUCUUCUCUAGUUGAGCUCUCAGGCUAUGACGUGGAUAGUGGAUCACAUAUAAGUGAGUCCAGUGACCCCAUGUCCGAUUUCGAGAGUACUCCAGUCAAACAUGAGGAGGGAGUCACAGACUUUCUCAAAGAAAGACAUGAUGAUUCAGCUGCAGGCACAGACAGCCUGGAACAGAUGAAAGCCAUUUACAAAAGUUUCCUGACUAACUCAUGCUGGUCAUCACUUAACUUGAAUUUAACUCGGCCAAGUAAAGAGAAAUCACUGCGGAGUACCAUUUGCGGUAGCAACACCAGUAGCAGCAGCAGCAGCAGCAGCAGCAGCCCUGAGAAUAACAACUAUGACUGGCACCAAUCUGCAAUGGCCAGAUCUUUGCAGCAGAACCCUUACAACAAGCAAGUCCAUCCAGCAGUAGAACAAAGCAUCUUCAGCACUGUGCAGCUAUACCGUCAAAGCACCAAACUCUAUGGGUCCAUCUUCACUGGUGCCAGCAAAUUCCGCUGCAAGAGCUGCAGUGCAGCUUAUGAUAGCUUGGUUGACCUCACAGUGCACAUGAACAAAACAGGCCACUACCGUGAUGACAACCAUGAGAGAGAGGGCAAAGGUACCAGGUGCUGGUCUAAACCAAGGAAACGCUCGCUGUUAGAGAUGGAAGGCAAAGAGGAUGCUCAGAAGGUGCUGCGAUGCAUGUAUUGUGGCCACUCUUUUGAGUCCCUGCAAGACCUUAGUGUGCAUAUGAUCAAAACGAAACAUUAUCAGAAAGUGCCCCUGAAAGAGCCUGUGACGACUGUGUCUGCUAAUAUUCUUUCCUCCUCCAAAAAGAGAAUCCCAUUUGAAGUAAACAUUGCUAGCUCCCCAUAUUCUGUUGAGCAGACAGCCAAAGUGGUCCAAACACAAAAGGUCCCUGGUGCCUAUCCACAGAAGAACAAGCUUUGCAAUGAACCAGAGCUGAAGUCUCAUAAUUUGGAAAUCUUGACAUGCAUGGAGUGUGGGGUCUCCCACGAUUCUUUGCAAGAACUAACAGCUCACAUGAUGGUUACUGGCCACUUUAUUAAAAUCACCAACUCUGACUUUAAGAAAGUCAAGCGCUCUGCAAGUCCACUGGCUUCACCUGUGCAAACAAUUACGUCAGAGCAAAUUAAACCAGUGUCCACAAUCCCGUCUUCCUCGCCCCUUGGCGAGACCAUGCCGUCACCUUCUUGCUUUUCGCCAGAUCUAAUGGAUAUCAAGAAAGAGAUGCAAGAGGAAGUAUGUGUGAAAGACAGCAUUCCUAAGAAAGACACUGGUGAGGAGGAAAAGGAAGAGACAUUCAGCAUGUUUUCAAAAUCUGAUUACCUUACAGAGGAGGAUCUAAAAGAGAAUCCUAAAGGGGGUCUUGAUAUAUUAAAAUCUUUGGAGAACACUGUUACCUCUGCCAUUAAGAAAGCACAGAAAGAUACACCAAGCUGGGGAGGCUACCAAAGUAUACAUGCUGCUUAUCAGCUGCCGAGUAACAGGAGGGCCAGCCCAGACAAAAUGGAGAAGACCUCGCAUUUUAAACAUGUUUUACAUGGAAUUGAGGUUCUUGCCUCUGGGAAAAGCCAAACUCUGUUCCCUUCAACCAGCAGACAGAGUUCUUCUCCCCCUAAAGUCAACCUCCAUACAAUGGAAGAACUGGUGAAGACUGUAACAGAGAAAGUUGCCAUGGUAGAGGGCCAAAUAAAAGAAAUGAAGGGACGCAAAUCUCCCCAGUCAAAGGUAAUGACAUCUCCCAUUUGUGAAUCUGUAAAACCUUUAGCUGAAGACUCACCCACAGGACCAAGAGCCACAAAUCCAGACAGCCCUGUCACAAGGAGGCACAACAUUUGUGAGCAUGGCACAGAUGAGAAGGAGGGACAGGGUAACAGAAAAGAUUUGACAAAGUCCCCUUUCACAACUCCAGUUUUAUCUGACAAUACAGUUACAUUACCGAGCUAUCCAGAGCCAACACAGCCCUUUGUUGACCCUCUAAGUGCACUUCAGUCUGUAAUGAACCUGCAUCUGGGGAAGGCAGCCAAACCCGUAUUGCCUGGAGAAGACCCUAUGAGUAUGAUCUUGAGGAUGAACAACAGCAUAGCCGAGAAGGCUGCUGUAGCUGCCCCUUCUGGUCAAACACAAAAACUUGAGGCCUGGGAUCAAGGGCUGUACAGUGCAAAUAAAGACCAACCAAUAGACUUAUCCAAAGGUGUGAGUAAGGAAGGUCAUAGGUCGAGUCCUCUGACAGGUACAUUGUCAUACUCUUCCCAGACCACAAGCAAGUUGCCUGCAGUACCAGGCAGUCCUUCACGCGAAAAUGUGCUCUCUGACAUUUCAGACAUGCUACGUACCCUGAAGGAAACUCACAUCAUAAAGCCCGUGACACCUUCCCUCAUAAGGAAGCGGUCAGAUAUUGAGGUUGUCCCCACUCAAGAGGACCUAGAGGAUGUUUCUUCAGCCCAAAAGCGAAAAGGUAGGCAGUCACAGUGGAACCCCCAACACCUGCUUAUCCUGCAAGCCCAGUUCACUUCCAGCCUUCGUAAAACACCUGAGGGGAAGUAUGUGAUAUCAGACCUGAGCCCCCAGGAGCGGAUGGUCAUUUCACGCAUCACAGGUCUUUCCAUGACAACCAUUAGCCAUUGGCUGGCCAAUGUGAAGUAUCAGUUAAGGAGAACAGGCCGGACAAAGUUCCUGAAAAACAUAGACAGUGGUAGUCCAGUAUUUCUUUGUAGUGAGUGUGCCUCACAAAUUCAAACUCGUUCAGCAUAUGUCUGUCACCUGGAGUCACACCUUGGCUUUAGACUGCAGGACUUGACCAAGCUUAGUCAAGAGACUCUUCGCAUGAAAAUGAGAAGGAAUAUAAAGAAAAAAUCUGUCCUGUCUUUGCUAACUACUCCCAGAAGUGGAAACAAAGAACAACUCAUAGCAGUGCAAAUAUGA